UUUUUUAUUUCGAAAAAAUUAAAUAUUUAUUUAAGCUAUUUAUUAAUGGGAAAAGAACAAUUUAAGGAGGCUGAUACAUCUCGUAAAGUUAUUGGAGUGAAAUUCACGGCAGGAAAUACAGAAUUAAUUAGACAAGCAGCGCAUAUCCAAAUAUUUAAUAACCGACUUUAUGAAGAUGUACAAGGAAAAUGGCUUCCUGCUCAAUAUGGACCUCUUGAUAGUCGACUGGGAACAUUUCAAAAAUCACUUAAUUGCCAAACAUGUAACAAAAAUAUGAAUGAUUGUGUUGGACAUUUUGGAUUUAUUGACCUUGAAUAUCCUGUCUUUCAUGUUGGAUUCUUUCGUUUAAUUAUUCAAACUCUUCAAUGUAUUUGUAAAGGUUGCAGUCAAACUCUUUUACAAGAAGAACAAAAAUCUUUACUUUUACGACAGGCAUCUAAUCCAAAUCUUGAUUAUUUACGCAAAAAGGCAUUGCAGAAGAAGAUUGUUACUUUGAGCAAAAAAAUUAGUAUGUGCACAAAAUGCGGAUUUUUAAAUGGUGUCGUCAAAAAAGCUGUCGGUUCUGUUUUAAAAAUUGCACACCAUGAACCACUUUCUGCUGAAAUAUUGGCAGCCGUUGAAGACAGAAAUGAGCUACAACAAUUACUUUCUAGUUCAAAACAAAAUUUACUUGAUCCCUUAAAAGUUAUGGAAAUUUUUAAAAGAAUUGAUUUAAAAGAUUUACCAUUAUUAAUGAUUGGGGCAGAUGAAUGUAAACAUCCAUUACAUUUUUUGAAUCAAAGAAUUCCUGUUCCACCUGUGUGUAUUCGACCGUCGGUUGUUUCUGAAUUAAAAUCUGGAUCUAAUGAAGAUGACAUUACAAUGAAAUUGACUGAAAUUAUGUUAAUUAACGACAUUCUCAAGAAGCAUAAAAAAGAUGGAGCGCCAAUGAAAACAAUUUGUGAAACAUGGGAUCAUUUACAGGUUCAAUGUGCUCUUUAUAUAAAUUCUGAAAUGAGUGGACUUCCUCCAGAAAUGCAACCAAAAAAGUUUUUACGCUCAUUUGCUCAACGUUUAAAAGGGAAACAUGGUCGUUUUCGUGGUAAUUUGUCUGGUAAACGAGUGGAUUUCACUGCAAGAACUGUUAUUUCACCAGAUCCGAACCUAAAGAUUGAUCAAGUUGGAGUUCCCUUACAAGUUGCAAUGACUCUUACAUUUCCUGAGGUUGUAUGUCGUUCAAAUAUUGAAAGAUUACGAAAGGCUGUAAUUAAUGGGGAAUUAGUUCACCCUGGUGCUAAUCAGAUAAUUGAUUGUAAAACUGGAAAUAAACGCUCUUUAAGGUUAACUUUUAUCAAAUUAAAUAAGAUGUUCUUCUUUAGAUAUGGAAAUCGUGCUAUUACUGCAAAAAAUUUACAAAUUGGUGAUAUUGUUGAGCGUCAUUUGUCAGAUGGAGAUGUUGUUCUUUUCAACAGACAACCUUCUUUACAUAAAAUUAGUAUAAUGUCUCAUCGUGUUAAAAUUUUAUCACAGCUGGUCAUUUACUUACAAAAAAAGGAUACAUUUUUAACGCAUAGUGAAGUUCAACGAAUUUCUGCUACACUUCUCGACAUUACAGAAAUAAAUCAAAGAAAGAUAAGAUUGCCACCACCUGCUAUAAUUUGGCCAAUUAAAUUAUGGACUGGAAAGCAAUUAAUCGAGUUGGUAAUUGCACCUUUCGUUGAUUCAAAUGUUCGAUUAAAUUUGUCAACUAAAAAUAAAAUUCAUAAUCCAGAUGAUGGAGAAUUUACUCAUAAAGAUACCUUUGUUAUUAUUCGAAAUAAUCAACUACUUUGCGGUUCACUUGACAAAACUCUUUUGGGGUCUGAAAGCAAAACAUCUAUUUUCUAUACCCUCCUUCGUGAUUGGGGCGAACAGCAUGCAAUUGAUGCUAUGUGGAGGUUAGCUCGCUUUUCUGGCGUUUACCUAUCAAAUCGUGGAUUUUCUAUCGGCAUUGGUGAUGUUAGGCCAAACCAACAACUUUUGGACGAAAAACGCAUACUUCUCGAGAAUGGAUACAAAACUUGUGAUCAAUUAAAUAAAACAAUGAAAAUGGAAAAACAGAAAACAAAACCAGAUUUUGGCUUGGUGGAAGAAUUGGAAGCAAAAAUUUUGAAAGAACUUUCUAAUAUUCGUGAUCAAGCAGGAAAGGCAUGUCGUGAAUUUUUGAGUAAAAACAAUACUCCACUCACUAUGGCACAAUGUGGAUCUAAAGGCUCAUUUAUUAAUAUUGCCCAAAUGAUUGCACUUAAUCGCUCAUUACCUCAUUUUGAACAAAAUGAUCGAUCUCCAGAUGCUAAGGGUUUCGUAGAAAAUUCUUUCUAUUCUGGACUUACUCCAACAGAAUUUAUUUUUCACACAAUGGGUGGUCGUGAAGGUUUGGUAGACACAGCAGUAAAGACUGCAGAAACUGGUUAUAUGCAGCGGAGAUUAGUCAAAUGUUUGGAGGUUCAUAAUUUUUCUUUUAAACUUUUUAUCAUAUAA
This is a messenger RNA of Meloidogyne enterolobii, 2499 nucleotides long. Lineage: Eukaryota; Metazoa; Nematoda; Chromadorea; Rhabditida; Meloidogynidae. The record is from the annotation of a GenBank genome assembly.